UCACCAUAAUCAAACCCGAAUAUUACAUACAACAUAACAACCCGCCAACAUGCCUGUCGCUAUUGUUACCGGUUCUUCAAGGGGUAUUGGAAGGGCAAUUGCUUUGCAGUUGGCUGAUGAUGGAAUGGAUAUUGCAAUCAAUGACAUCGAGCAACAAUCGGCAUAUAUGGAAAGUGUCAAGGCUGAAGUCGAGAAGAAAGGCAGACGAGCGAUUGUUGUUGUUGCGGAUGUAAGCGUUGAGGAGGAUGUGAAGAGAUUGGUUGACACAACAGUGGAACAACUUGGGGAGUUGAACGUCAUGGUUUCAAAUGCUGGAAUUAUCGUAACAAAGCGCCUAUUUGAGGUCUCCGUGGCUGAAUGGGACAAAGUACAACAGGUAAACGUUAGAGGCAUGUUCUUAUGUUACCGUGAAGCAGGGAGACAGAUGAUUGCUCAAGGCAAGGGCGGUAAAAUUAUUGGUGCUGCAUCGAUUGCUGCCUUUAGACCUUUCGAGGACUCACGCAGGCGGUUGCUUUGGAACUUGCAGAGCAUGGAAUUAAUGUCAACGGCAACUUAUUGCCCUGGACCUGUCAGCACUGAUAUGUGGGACGCUAUUGAUGCAAGCGUGGCAGCAAGAACCGGACUUGCUAAAGGCGAGGCCUUUGAGAGGUCUAUUCAGUCCCGAUCUGCAAUGAAGAAGGCCCAGACUCCGGAGGAUAUCGCGAAUAUGGUGAGCUUCCUUGCCAGCGAUAAAGCGAGGAUGAUCACAGGGCAGAGCAUGAUUGUUGACGGAGGUAUCGUCUUCUCAUGAGUGUGUCAGAUGUUUAUGUAAAGCAAUGCAUAAUCUGUUUCUGUUUUUGAGAAUCC
Molecule: messenger RNA, 846 nt
Organism: Pseudogymnoascus verrucosus
Lineage: Eukaryota; Fungi; Ascomycota; Leotiomycetes; Thelebolales; Thelebolaceae
Exons: 12
Coding region: 50-790 (246 amino acids)
Molecular function (GO): oxidoreductase activity, acting on the CH-OH group of donors, NAD or NADP as acceptor
Source: RefSeq, a predicted model, not a curated record